AUGGCAAAACGAUCAACAGAGAGAUACUGUCCAAGCCCCCACGCAGAAUUCAUUACAGCACUAACCCUAACUGGACAUUUCUCUUAUAGUUUCAUUGAAAGAAAUCUUGUUGAGAGUGUAUCAGCCUCACUACUGUUUGAGUAUUAUAGAGCGACUAUCUGGAUUCAAAUAGAUCUGAAACUCCUCGUGUCAUACAGAUAUUCAUGCGAGAACCAUUUAAAGAUUGCUGGUCGUGUCAAGAUAGCGCGGCUGUAG
Messenger RNA from Dovyalis caffra, 255 nucleotides. The record is from the annotation of a GenBank genome assembly. Lineage: Eukaryota; Viridiplantae; Streptophyta; Magnoliopsida; Malpighiales; Salicaceae.